This is a messenger RNA of Cloeon dipterum, 1634 nucleotides long. It is a transcript of the gene SCCRO3, whose product is annotated as defective in cullin neddylation 1 domain containing SCCRO3. Gene Ontology annotation, cellular component: ubiquitin ligase complex. The record is from RefSeq and is a predicted model, not a curated record. Gene Ontology annotation, biological process: protein neddylation. Lineage: Eukaryota; Metazoa; Arthropoda; Insecta; Ephemeroptera; Baetidae. The transcript has 3 exons. Gene Ontology annotation, molecular function: ubiquitin conjugating enzyme binding; ubiquitin-like protein binding; cullin family protein binding. The coding region runs from base 371 to 1333 and encodes 320 amino acids.
CGUUGCCAGGUUGUCAAGGGGUCGACUGCGAGCGGACGGAGAACGAGCUGGAUGAAAACGGGUUGCUAGGAGUUGCUGUCAAUUUAAAGGACGAUUGCUCCUGCGUACCUCGGACCCCUGUCGAUUCGGCCGGGCUCGACGACGAUGGUCAACCGCGGACGGAGUUCGUGACGUCCUGCGAGACCAGCAGUUUGGGACUAGUCGCCUCGAUGGUGUAGCUCAGCUGAAAUCUCGCCUCAAUUUUAGGUCGACAUUGAUGGAUCUCCACUGAUCUCAUUAUGGUGCAGCUCUGCGAUCGGGGUACAUAGGCUCAGAUGCCAGGCUCAAUUAGUCUAUCCGCCGUAAUUAGUAGCAGUUACACAUCCCUCAAAUGGGAAACUGUUUCUCAUGCUUCAAAGUGCCACCGGUUCCGCCUCCAGCAGCUGAAUCUUCCACCGAUCCUGCUUCCUGCAAGCCGCUGCAGGAAGCCAGCGAUCAAGAAGAUGGUGAUGUGGACGGAGGCAUGCUGCACCGGCAGGUGUCGGAGAAGCAGCAGCGUUCGAGCGAGAUGGUGCAGAGCAACGGCAACAAGGGCCUGAGCGGGCUGCUGGGUGAGGGCGUCGCGUCGCGGACUUUCUGCCGCAUCCCGCUGGGCGGGCGUUCUGGAAGCGACAAGCGGAGCGACACGGCGUCGGCCAACAACAACUCGCUGCUGCCGGUACGCUCCGUGUCGGACAGCAAGAUCAACGCCUUAUUUGAGCAGUACAAAGACGGGGCGGAAGACGCGAUUCUGGCUGACGGCAUCGAGCGGCUGUGCAAUGACCUUUGCGUGCGGCCCGACGAGUUCUGCGUGCUGGUGCUGGCGUGGCGCUUCGAGGCCGAGCAGAUGUGCUGCUUCACUAGGCAAGAAUUCGUCACCGGCUGCAAGACCAUCAAGGUUGAGUCAAUCAAGGGCAUGCAGAGCCGGCUGCCGGACCUGUGCCGCGAGGUGCAGCAGGACGGCGAGCUGUUCAAAAAGCUCUACCGUUUCACGUUCAAGUUUGGCUUGGACCCGGACCAGCGCAUCCUGCCGGCCGACAUGGCCAUCUGCCUGUGGCGGCUCGUCUUCUCGCAGAACGAGCCGCACAUCAUGCACCGCUGGCUGCAGUUCUUGGAGCAGCACCCGCACGUGCGCGGCAUCCCGCGCGACACGUGGAACAUGUUUCUCAACUUUGUGGAGACGGUCGGUGACGACCUCAGCUCGUACGACGACGCUGAGGCGUGGCCCAGUUUGUUUGAUGACUUUGUGGAGUUCGAGAACGAUCAGGUGAAUCAAAACGUCACCAAGGCCCGAGAGAGUGGCAUUUGCGAUUGAAGUGCUCGACUGACAAACACAAAACACACACAGGCAUUCUCACGGUGAAGUGCAUUCUGCCUGGUGGCAGUUAUGUUCCUCAAAAAUUCAUUGAAACCUAUUUUGAUACUACACACAGACACUUGACUCACUGUUCUGUUGUUCAGAUCGUGUCGUUUCGUUGUAACAAUGCUCAAGUAUUGGUUUUGAUUCACAGUGAAGAUGGUCCAGGGAAUGCAUUUCAAAGUCCUAAGAAACCCUCCAAGUCAUUUAAUGUAAUUCCAACUUUUUCAAAUAAUUGUGAUGGCAUUGUUUUAAGUUC